GGGAGCUGAAGAUAGUAAGGACCCGAAGGGUCUGUGCAUAUAGGCUAGAGGCCAAGAGUGCCUAGUCAUUUUGGCAGAACUGACCUGGUGUCAGGCCCUGAGUCAGGUACACUGCUGCCCAAGAGGCUGCUGGUAGAUGGACAGAGUGACGUGGGGCACAGGGCUCUCCAAGGAAGCAGGAGGCAGGAAGAGUCAGAAAAUGUAAGUUCCAGGGAGUCUAUGUAGGAGGAAGAUGGAGCCAGGAGGAGGGUACUCUAUCUUCAGGUAAAACUGAAAGCAUGUGCUGCCAGUCAGAGAAGGAGAUUGCCGAUGAGAUUACGGGAGUCUAAGUCCUAGCUCCUUCUCAACUGACCUGGUGUACUGCCUUGAGGCACUGCAGGCUGCACAUCUGGGGACUGCUGCCUGCUCCACCUGGCUUCUUCAAACCUACUAAGGGAGAGGAGGUGUAUGGAAAAAGAACAAAGAGGAAAAAAAAAACCCACCAAGUCCAAUAGUCAGGGAGCACUAGUAAUUUUAACAGCAACGCACUCAAGAAGAGCAUAACGGUCACAGGCAUGUGUAAUAAACCCCUCAUCCCCACCCUCCAGCAUGUAUCACUCAGUUGCGGCUGGAACCGAAACUGCGCAUGCCCAGCACAGCAAUUUCCACCCCCACCCGCGGUCAGCUGGCUUUUCGAGGGUUCAAACUUCAACAAAACAAAAUGUCUUCUUAAGGGCUGACUUUGAAUCAGUCCCAGGCCUUUGGGUGGGGAAGACAGGGGGUGGGCAGACUGUAACACCGAACGUGCAGAAGGGGAGGGGUCUUGAAAUAAGCUGAAAGGCAGCGAGAACGAUCGCCGCCUGGCCUGCCUUGCCAGUUGAAGUGAGAAGGGAAGGACUGAGGCCCGAGGAGGCUCCACGCACGCGUAAGGGGCCGUUUGUUAUCAAGGGUGUUGUGAUGUUGCCACUGCCCCGCCUGCCCCGGGUCCUGCCAGUGCGGAAAGGGAAACUCCAGGGGAGGCGGAGGCCAGCGGAGAUUUCUCAAGCCAACCGGUCCGCCCCCUCCGCGGCGGGCAGGAAGAGCGACUCUGAGCAGCCACUUCCGGGCCCUGCGACUUUGAGCUGCAUUAUCACGGAGACGCCCCUCCUGAGGCCCGGCCAGUCGAAAGUUCUUGUCCACAGGCUCCCACCGAGGGGCGCACCAAUGGGACAGGGUCUAGUCUGCGGCAGGCACGCCCCACUCUGGGCAUCGCGACGUCGGAGCACACAGAGCGUCAUUUCCGCCCUCAUCCUCGGCCCCACACGGAGGGGGCGGAGCCAAGCGGAAGGCGCGCUGCUUGUGCGUCACUUCCGGUGAGUCUAGCGGCGACAACGGUAACAUGGCCCUGAACGGCUCUGGUGAGGACUUGGGCUGCGGGGGUUUGUGGCUGCGGGUUGCGGGAUGCAGCCUGCUUCGGCAAGACCCCCUGGCCCCUUGUGCCUCUCUUCCCCCAGAAGUGGACGACUUUUCUUGGGAGCCCCCGACCGAAGCGGAGACGAAGGUGCUGCAAGCGCGGCGGGAGCGGCAGGAUCGCAUCUCCCGGCUCAUGGGCGACUACCUGCUGCGUGGUUACCGCAUGCUGGGCGAGACGUGCGCGGACUGCGGGACGAUCCUCCUCCAAGACAAACAGCGGAAAAUCUACUGCGUGGCUUGCCAGGAGCUCGACUCAGACGUGGACAAAGAUAAUCCGGCUCUGAAUGCCCAGGCUGCCCUCUCCCAAGCUCGGGAGCACCAGCUCGCCUCUGCUUCGGAGCCCCCCUUGGGCUCUCGGCCUGCCCCUCAGCCCCCAGUACCCCGUCCAGAGCACUGUGAGGGAGCUGCAGCAGGGCUCAAGGCAGUCCAGGGGCCGCCCCCUCCUGCUGUGCCUCCAAAUGCAGAUGUCGUGGUCUGCACACAAGAGGCUCUCCUGCAGAAACUGACCUGGGCCUCAGCAGAGCUGGGCUCUAGCACCUCCCUGGAGACUAGCAUCCAGCUGUGUAGCCUUAUCCGGGCUUGUGCUGAAGCUCUGCGCAGCCUGCAGCAGCUGCAACACUAAAGAACCCCUCCUGAGAAAAUCCCUGUAGAAAAACAGCUGUUCCUCUUG
Messenger RNA from Lagenorhynchus albirostris (white-beaked dolphin), 2101 nucleotides. RefSeq names its product zinc ribbon domain containing 2 (gene ZNRD2). Lineage: Eukaryota; Metazoa; Chordata; Mammalia; Artiodactyla; Delphinidae. The transcript has 3 exons. The record is from RefSeq and is a predicted model, not a curated record. The coding region runs from base 1358 to 2053 and encodes 231 amino acids.